Geodia barretti is the source of this 4124-nucleotide messenger RNA. Lineage: Eukaryota; Metazoa; Porifera; Demospongiae; Tetractinellida; Geodiidae. The record is from the annotation of a GenBank genome assembly.
CUAGCAGUGCUUUCCUCCAGUUGUCCGCAGUUCGGUGUCCGCUCCAGUUCUCAUCGUAAGCAGCUGUGCAGGACCACAUACGGAAAGCAAGAAAAGAGAUAGCAUCGGGAGAGAUGUACGCUACGUUCGAUCGCCAUUCGCCGGCCAGUCUCGGCGCCGAUGUCCUCUCGCUGUCGUGGAAAGGCGACGCCGGCCGCGGCUGGCUCGCAGCCGGCAACUCCCGCAAGACGGUCGGUGUCACGUACACGGAGGCAAAGGACUGGGCAGAGGAAGAUGGAGAUUCUACGGAGCUAGCGACGCCGGCUCCCGAAGUCUUGCUGGAAAGACAAGGGAUGCGGAGAAACUUCAAUUUUCGGGAGCACUCUGCCGAGGUCGGUGAAAUAUUUUAGACGAUGGCCGUGUUUGUGUGCAAAGAAGGAGUUGUUUUGUUAGCUGUUGUGGCGUAGGGUCCGGGUGUAGCUAGUUCCAUGUGUGCGGUGGUCGAAUGUCCGUCGUUUGCCGUAGCAAGCCGGCCGCGUCGCAUGGCCCGAGCAUGAUUUUCGUUGAGCACCGAUUUUCAUAGGAAGGGACUGACCUUUGGAAACAGUGCAGCUAGUUAGCUCGCAUGUGGACGACCGUUCGCUGUCCCCGUCGCAACCUAGCGUCCCAUUUAUGUGUUAGCGCAGCAAGCGGCUAUAUACAGAGCUAGCUUGUAACGGCCCGAGCUCAAUAGAGAGCCAACAAGCCAUCUGUACCAGCUUCUUUUGACCGGCCUAUAGAAAGUGUACACAAUUGAACACCCAGUACACAUAAAUGGAAUCCAGUUAGUAAGAUCUGGAGUUAUAUUUUCAAAGAUAUUUUGAGACAUGGUACUACGGGUUGUUCGCGGUGAUAGAGUACAGUCUGUGGGAUCUACUAUGGUAGCUGGAGUUCUCGACAUUCCUGUGUGUGUUUGGGAGGGAGUAUUGCUACUGAAGGGGGUAGGGGUAGGUAGUCUGUACACAAGUCCAUAAUACUUGCUUACAGAAGGAGAUAGGUGGGAGUCAAGUGUUGAGUAUGUAAUAAUUUGAUGUUAGCAAUAUUUUUAGCUUACCACGCACAAAUGGAGCAAGUGAGUGGUAAGCAAAUGUUCUACAAUCCGAGGUUCAUUGGGUAUGUUAAAAUGUACGCCGUUAUCAUUGUAUUGAACCUCUCCCUCCUUCCCCUCCUCUUGUAGGUAACGAUAGUACAGUGGAACAAGCACCUUGACAAGAUUGCAACCUGCGAUGCAUCGGGGACUGUCAUAGUCUGGCGAAACCACAACGGGCGGUCAGUAAUGGAGCUCGUUAACAACAGGGGCACCCCCAUUAGCGACUUCAAGUGGAGCAACGACGGCAGCAAGGUCCUCAUUGCGUACACCGACGGCUACAUCCUCGUGGGUACGGCGUACGGGAGGCGAAUCUGGGCGCGCAAUCUGAACCUCGGGUCGUUCGUGACAAGUCCCUCGAACCACUCGCAGAGUUCGAAACUCCUCAGCUCGACGUGGAGUCCGGACGAUUCUCGGAUCGUGAUUGGUUCCAGUAUCGGGGAGCUGAUCGAGCUCAACGCUACUCACGGGGGAAUGCUCGUCUCAACCACCGAGGUCCUCCCGGGAAUCGGGAUUAUCGGACUGGAGUGGGUCCAGGUUCCGAAACCGGCAUCGUCUGCGAGUGUAUCCAGCUCCUCGGGUCGCGAAACAACGGCCGGAGACUCAGAGACGGUUGCUCAGAGAGAGUCUGGUGAGGGGGAGGGUUUGGCGCGAGGCCAGCCACAUUUGGACGCACCGGCAGACCCCAACAACCCCAGGAAUGGCAGCAAUGUGCGGCUCUCUCUCUACCUCCGCAACGGGAAAGUUGUCCUCAUGAACUCGUGCGGGGAUCAGCAGGCGACCAUAAUAAGGACUGGGUUGAUGGACGGGCGAAUGGCGUGGGCCGGGAAGGGGUCGAUUCUAGCCGUGGCAGGCUUUAGGAAGUCGCAGGGCGUGUCGACAGUUCGAUUUUUUCAGCCGACGGGACAGCUGAUGUUUACUCUCUCUCUCGGAACUAAGGAGCCAGUAACAGCCAUGACCUGGGCCCACGGAGACCAGAAAAUCUUUAUAGCGACCAAAUCUCUCCUCCACUCCCUCACGGUGCGGAGGGAAAUCCCCUCGCUUCAGUCCCUCUGCCAGAAGGCCAUUUCGCAAUACCUCCAGUCCAGAGACCAGAGUCACAAUCUAGUUCUCCCUUUCAAGUUGAAGAUGUCCGUGGCCGAAGUAUUUGAUCCAGUUAUACAGGGCCAUAUACCUCAGCCCCAGCGGUUGCUCGACUACAUUUCCUGCCCCCCACCACACUCCCACAGAACCUACUGCACCGUCAUCCCCAACACCGCUCCCGUGGCAACCUCCAAUCAUCACCACGGCAACCAUCACCAACGCCGACACCCCUCCUCGUACACGCUCUACGUGGAGCACCUCGGGACGCUCAUACCCAUUCUGGUCGGGCACAAGCGCAGCACAAAGAUCAGACAGAGUUUCACCAUUUCGCUGCCCACUCGACCCCAGGUGAGCACCGUGUCGUACAACUCUCGGCAUUCGAUAAUGGACACUUCGGAGAGGACCGAGCUAAGCGAGAGUACCGACAGCACGCUGACGGUACAGAGCCAUGUUCGCGGGCUGAGCCUCUUUUCCCAGGAGGGACACAACUCGCUCAAUACGGAAUCCGGGGUGCAGCUCGCCUGUCGGGAAGAUGACGCCACAACUGGCGUCGGUGCAGAUGCACCGAGACACUAUCAGUCGUUGACUAGCGAGGUCUUGCGCAACGGUGCCACAACAACAUCGUCAUCGUCAGACUACCCCCACCAGCUGGCCGAAGUCACGUCAAACGUGAUGGCGUCAAAGUUCAAGAUUCAGAGUCUGACGGAGACGCUCCCGGCCGACAUGGGCACCAUCCUCAUCAAGACAUCCUUCCUGCACAUCCAGCCGAGGAAAGUCAUCGCGUGUCUCCCGCAGCUGGAGGACCCCGACUCCGGGAUCGACUCUGACGCCUGUAGCUUGUCCGGAGAGAGCACCGGUGAGCCUGAAUCCCCACAGAACAGUCUUAAUUUGUCGCUUGUGCAACCAGACGACCUAAUCGAGAGCAUAACGUCCAUGGAGGACCUCCAACUCCCAAAGUCGAUCAACCUCGAUUCGCAGAGUCUCCGACCGAUCGAGGCACAGUCACCGCCGUCUUUUCGGUCCCAUUCCAAUUCCUGCGGACCCAGUUUCGGGAUGGGACGGGCCCAGAUCAGCGGGGGCGGGAUCAGUGGUAGCACGGUGGGGAGUCUGUCUCCGUCCAGUAGCUCGUCGUCGUCGACUGAACCGCACGUCCAGAUUCACAGCAAGACGCCGACGUGGAACGAGCAGCACAUGAUCUAUCAGUUGGAUUUCGGUGGCAGAGUCACCACAAAGUCGGCCAAGAACUUUCAGCUGGAGCUAGAUGGAGAACAGGUGUUGCAGUUUGGAAAGAUAGACAGUGGAUCGUUCAUUCUAGACUUUCAGGCACCGUUUUCUCCCGUCCAAGCUUUUGCCACGGCCCUAGCAAACUUGGUCUGAAAAUUCCUUCUCUUCUUUCCCUCUCUAUCUCUCUCUCUUUUUUUUCCCACAAAAGAUGAACGUUUUUUCAAUCAAUGAUCUUUUGAAGCCCUCGUGUUUUAUUAUUUCAGCCCAUCACAAAACUAAGAUUAAUAUUAUUUUUAACAGUUUUUUUUCGCUCUCUGAGGUGUAUAAUUUGUGUAUACUUCAUUCGUGUAUGUUUAUAUGCUACAUUUUCUCAUCUUUUCACCAUACAAAAAUGUACAUAAAUCAAUAUUUCAAAAUCUAUACUAUAUGCAUACACACUAAGAGCUAAAAAUACAAAGUAUGAUCUCGUCGGUGGUUCAAAAGUUAAGGUAACCUAAUCCUAACGUGUAGUCUAAACUCAUUAAAGUCAGUAGGUUAAAGUUCAGGGUAUGCAUCUAUAUAAUUAUAUAGGCUGUGGGUUAAAGGUCAAGGGAGUUAGAUCUCUGUGAGCUUGGUCUCUGGUGUGCGUGCUCGCCCUCCAGGGGGCGGAGUGCGAGGACGCUCGGCCCCAUGUGGGGGCGGGGUCGUCCUGGAUCGGAGUGGACCCUGUGUC